Messenger RNA from Stylonychia lemnae, 2292 nucleotides. The record is from the annotation of a GenBank genome assembly. Lineage: Eukaryota; Ciliophora; Spirotrichea; Sporadotrichida; Oxytrichidae.
AUGUGCGUUGUAGGAUUGGAUAAUGCAGGUAAAACUACAAUCCUAAAGGCAUUAUCUAAUGAGGAAAUUCAGUACGUUAUGCCUACAUAAGGUUUCAAUAUAAAAUCUUUGUAAUAAGGCAAUUUCAAAUUUGAAGCUUGGGACUUAGGUGGAUAAAAAGCAAUUCGUUAGCACUGGAAGAACUAUUAUGAUAAGAUUGAUUGUUUAGAAGAUAAAUUAGCUGGCUUACCCAUGCUGAUAUUUGCAAAUAAAUAAGAUUUGAUAUCUGCUCUACCAGCUGAAGAAAUUGAAGAAAUUUUGAAUCUUGAUAUGAUAAAUGACAGAGCUUGGACUAUUUGUGCAUGUAGUGCGAAAGAAGGUGAAGGAUUUGUCCCUUUCUGGGGCUUUUCACCCUCUAUCAAUUUCUUGACAGGAACUCCUCAUAAGUUAGACUAGGAUGAGGAACUAAAUGUAUUAAUAUCUGAGUGUUCAGAUAUAAGGCAUACUCUAAGAACAUUGGCAGAAUCAUUACCCUUAUAAUAGAAUAGACAAAAUACUUUAAAUAUCUAUAUUCACGAUAAGCAAAAAGAGAAUCUCUGCAGAGCAGUGUUAUUCCUUACUAUAAUUUGUGAGUGUUAAUUAUCACAACGUGAGAGAUAGGAAUUAUUCCUAGAUCUCUAUGGUAAUACCUUACUUAGAGAUAAGACUGCUAACUACCUUGAGACUAUUACCAAAGAAUUAAUCAUGUUAGUGACAGAGGACUCAAGAGGUAAGAGUGUGAUCAAAGAUCUAAUAAAUUUUGAAACAUUGAACUUCAAGGAUAGAGAUGAAAUGGAAGAUAUAUUCAAUUCAUACCUAAAGAGAAAUCCAUUUGAAAUUGAAAAGCUCAGAGACUAGAGACUAAGACAUCACUUCCAAGACAGAUAUGAUUUCAGAAGAAAUGCAGUUGAUUGGGAUUAUUAAUUCUACAUUAAAGAUAAAAUUCCACACUGCAAUAUAACAGAGUAUAAAGAUUGGAGAAUGAAUGGCAUCGCUUAUGAGACUAGAUUGGUAUAAAAUUCUAUCCCGAAUCGUACACUCGGUGCUUAUAUUCCAGGCAAAAAGAAAAAAACUGGAGAUAGCAUUUUAGUAAGAGGGUUCUGGGGAGAUAUUAUAAAUUCCCCUUAUAUUCCACUGGGUGCCGAGAUUGAAAGUGCUGAGGACAGAGAAAAGUUUUUCAAGAAAAUUAACUUCCAAAGAAUUUAUGUAUAAUUUUAAUUACAUAUAAUAGUACUACAGAUGUGCAGUGAUAUUUGUGCUUACAGUAUUGGAAAGUAUAUGCAUUAACUUGAAAAAUUAACUAAAUUUGAGUAUCCAUUUGAGAGACUGAAACAUAUCGAAGAUCAAUAUAAGGAAGAGAAGAAAGAAGAUGAAAAGGAAGAGGAAGAGAAGAAACUUGAGGAUAUUAAGGAAGAAGAUGAAAACUAGCAAGAUGAAGAAUAUAAAUAAGAAGAGGAAAAGAAGCAAUUGUUGGAGGACGAGUAACAAUUAGAAGGAGAGGAAAACAAAGAUGAUACUACUAAUGAAUAAAUAGAAUAAAAUGCUAAAAAUCUGGUAAAAGAACUAUAAAAACCAUAAAAAACGAUUGAUUUGAGUGCAAUUAGUGAAGAAAUCUCUGAUACAAUCUCUACACAAGCCUCAGAAACUCAACAAAGACAUUUACUAGAAGGAUUUUCUUAAGCAAAAGUAAAAAUUCAUUUCUUGAGUGGAAGCAUCGAUAAGCUAUAUUUGAAAAAGAAAUACAAGAAUCUAUUUGACAUUGGUGUUUUGAGCAUUCACUCUGCAAACAACAUUAAGGAGGACAUGUCAAUUCUUUUUAAAGACCAAGCUAAAGUACAUGUGGAGACUGCUGAUUACUUAGCUGUAUUUAAACCAGAGCAAAAGGAGGAAUUCAGGGUGAAGCUUAGAGAAAAAGCAAAAGAAGCAAAAUGGACAUUACAAAAGGAAAAUCCCUUCAAUCAUCAUCUUCUAUUAACUGUUCAUCAUCAUGUUAAAGAAUUGAGAUUCAUUUUCUGCUAAACCUCAGCUCAAAGUGCUGGUGCAAGAAACUAUGUACAAAAGAAUUAUGAACAAAUAAAGGAGUUCAACCCAGAACUACCAUUCAUAGUAAGAGAAUGCAAAAAUGCUCAGCCAACUGUGAUGGCAAGAUAUGACUACGGAGUUGAGAGAAGAGUUUAUCUUCCAAAUGCAAAUGAGCAAGAAAUAGAUAAUGUUGUGAGAGAGCUAGUUGAGCAAGCAAAGCAAAUUAAUGCUGCUAUUCCAAACAGAUUUUGA